AUGGUAACAAAACUAGGAAACAAAGAUCUCAAUAUGGUCUCAUCGGAGACAGAAUUGUGCGAGAUGCUACAAGCUCUCAACCGAGAGAGACCUAGUUUGAUAUCGGUUGAUGCGGAGGGGUGGGACUUGUGUAGAAACGGUACCUUGUCUCUUCUAGCUCUCUGCUGGAAUGAUUACGUGGUAUAUGUUGUAGAUGUGCAGGAGUUAGGACCAACCUGUCUCACGACCAUCUCUGGAGACCAAUCACGUGACCAAACACGUGAAUACAAGUGGACAUCAGUAAAGCAGCUGCUGGAGGACCAAACUACAUUAAAACUAUUCUGUGAUCCGCGUUCUGACAGCGAUGCACUCUAUCAUCACUACGGAAUCCAUCUCAAAAACGUUUUCUGUGUCCAACUAGCAGAAGUCGGCGUGAGGAGGCAAGCCAUACCAAGAUCUCGUUUUGUUUGUGGCGGUAAAAAAAUAACGCUAGAGUAUGGUGGUCUUGACGACCAAGAGAGGGCGGAAUUUGUCCAGAUCGACGAACGUGCCAACAAACUCUUCUUCCCCCAUAAAGGAGGAUCAUAUGACAAUUUAACAAGAAGACCACUGAGCGCUAUAGCGCUGAAGUACAGCGCAAUGGGGGUUGUGUAUCUUCUACGAAUUUACCAAAGACUUGAAGGACGACUGCAGCAAAGAGGCAAGGUCUGGGUCAAGAGAGAGUCUGAGAAGAGAGCAGAUGAGUGCCUCCUCCCUCCUUUUACCAAAGGUAGACACCGAGCAAUUGCUCCUGAUCACUGGAGCGAUACAACUUCUUAUCAGCAAUAUGUUGAUAUUGAUGACACGUAUGAUGACACGUAUGAUGACACGUAUGAUUUAAUAAAUGUUGGUAUUGAUGACACGUAUGAUGACACGUAUGAUGACACGUAUGAUUUAAUAAAUGUUGGUAUUGAUGACACGUAUGAUGACACGUAUGAUUUAAUGAAUAAUUUAUAUUGAUUAUUUCAUCAAAAUAGUGAGGAAUGUUUUAGAUUUUUUGUUAAAAAAGCGCACGCACAUUUUCUCGUAUUAUUAUGACAAAC
Molecule: messenger RNA, 1061 nt
Organism: Bolinopsis microptera
Lineage: Eukaryota; Metazoa; Ctenophora; Tentaculata; Lobata; Bolinopsidae
Exons: 2
Coding region: 1-978 (325 amino acids)
Biological process (GO): nucleobase-containing compound metabolic process
Molecular function (GO): nucleic acid binding; 3'-5' exonuclease activity
Source: RefSeq, a predicted model, not a curated record